Molecule: messenger RNA, 3493 nt
Organism: Alligator mississippiensis (American alligator)
Lineage: Eukaryota; Metazoa; Chordata; Crocodylia; Alligatoridae
Gene: LMCD1
Product: LIM and cysteine rich domains 1
Exons: 6
Coding region: 211-1293 (360 amino acids)
Molecular function (GO): zinc ion binding
Source: RefSeq, a predicted model, not a curated record
UAAAGGGGCAUGGUUCAGGCAGGCUGUGGACAAGCACUCAAGUUGUGAAUUGGAGUAUUGAGAGCCACCUCCUAUGCAAUUUGCAAACAAAAUUCAUUUAACAGGCUGCUGCCAGGAGUAUACACUGUAGCAUUCUCCUACAGUCAACUUUCCUGACUAAAAGAGACAUCUUGAAAUACAGAAGGGGAGAAGACCAGGGCAAAGCUUGGAAUGGAUCUGAGUCCAGGAAUUCAAAAGAUGUCUGUAAGCCAGCAGCAGUCAGGAAGAGGUGUGCCCUGUUUACGAUGCAGAGGGAUGUGUACAGGCUUUGAGCCACAUUCCUGGAGGAAAAUAUGCAAGUCGUGCAAAUGUAGCCAGGAAGAUCACAGCCUCAGCUCUGAUGCAGAAGAUGACCGGAAAAUUGGCCGCUUGUUAUCAGAGUCAAAGUACUCUACGCUCACCGCCAGGGUGAAAGGUGGGGAUGGAGUUCGUAUCUACAAAAGGAAUCGCAUGAUCAUCACCAACCCUAUCGUGUCUCGGAAAGAUCCGACGUUUGACACUAUAACAUAUGAGUGGGCUCCUCCAGGACUGACCCAGAAGCUGGCUAUACAGUACAUGGAACUGAUUCCAAAGAAGAUGCAGCCGAUAGCAGGCACAGAAGGAGCAUAUUACCGUCGUAGACAGUUGAUGAGACAGCUUCCUAUUUAUGACCAGGAUCCUUCUCACUGCCGUGGCCUUGCUGAAAAUGAGAUAAAGCUGAUGGAAGACUUUGUAAAGAAAUAUAAAAAUGAUGCUCUGGGAGUUGGCGAAGUUGCACUUCCUGGCCAAGGUGGCAGUGCCAAGGAAGAAGGGAAGCAUCAAGACAAAAAUGCGGGUACAAGCAAGCCAUCUGUUUCAACCAAUGGAGCCCUCAGUGGUCCACCAGCAGGAGCAGAAUAUUGCUGUGAAAUCUGCAAACAGGUGAUGCCUACAAAUUGCCCUGUGGUGUAUGCUGACAGAGCAGGCUACAGCCACCAAUGGCACCCAGCAUGUUUCGUGUGCUGCAAGUGCUCAGACCCUCUGGUUGACCUGAUCUACUUCUGGAAAAAUGGUGCAGUGUGGUGCGGACGUCACUACUGUGAGAGCAUAAGGCCACGUUGUGCAGCCUGUGAUGAGAUAAUAUUCUCCGAGGACUACCAGCAAGAGAAUGGGCUGACUUGGCACAAGAAACACUUUACCUGCCUGGAGUGUGAGACGCUGCUGGCUGGCAAAUCUUUCAGCCUGGAUAAAGGAAAGAUUCUAUGUACAACCUGCAGCAAAAGCAAGCAUCCCUAAACACCAAGUAAUGCAAAAAACCAAAGUCUGUUCUCCUAGAUUCAAACAAGAAUUAAGUUCAGAAUAGACCCCUGCCUGUUUACUAGCAGGCAACUAGAAACCCCCUUAAAUUGAACAGGUUUGAAGGGGAAAAAGUGACUCUUUUUGGGGGGAACAAAAAGCAAAUUCAUAUAUAUGCAGGGGAGGGAGGGAAGAAGGGGAAAGAGGUCUUUGGACUCUUACUAGGAAGGGAUAGAACCCAAACCACUGACAUAAGCAGUUUCUGUAGCUUAUCCACAUUGGGUUAAACCUCAUAGUAAGAACAGGUGAGCUAUUUGAUCCCAAGAAGUCCUCACCCAUACCUCCAACUGAAAGAUCUUGCUGCAUUCUUUUCUGAAGCAAUUUCUCUCAAAAUUAACAUUUUGGCAUACAAAGCUGGUCACUAAUUAGCUUUAUGAAAUCCAUGUAUUCAUAGAAUCCUGAUAAAUUGUACUAAAUCAAUAGCUUCAAAGAACUGGAUUAACGGAAGGGAUUAAGAACUGGGUACAACUCAUAUAAGCUCUGGAAGUGAGCAGGUUUCUCCUCAUUGGCAUCACUUUUUGGAAUGAUUUGGUGUACUGGUUUUCCUCAGUGACUAGGUGGCAAGACGAUUGUUUCAGUUAUCCUCUAAGAGCCUUGCAUAUCUAAACUAAUGGCAGAGUUGUACAACACUGACUAAUCUGUUUGAAAUUUGACUCAAUACAAAUAUUCCUGGCAAUUCUGAAUAUAUAGCAGCACACCCAUAGGCUCAUAUGAUCUUCACUUUGUAUCCACCUACAAAGCCUUUUGCAGCUGGUGGAUCUGCAGGAAGAGGCACUGUUUCCUCUGAUUUGUAGCACGCUGGUCUCAAAGGCAGGAAAGGCAUUUAAAAUGUGAAUCUCAAACACCAUAUUUUUGGUCUGGAAACACAUGUUCUCACAAGAAGAGUCUGCCAUACUGUGCCAUAUGUGCUGUGAUGCCAGCUUUUCCCAUAGUGCUUUAAUAUUUCCACAAGAAAAUAGAAAAAAAGAACCCCUUUCAUUUGUGGUUCUCAGGCUAUGGCUAUCUAUUCACCAAAUACUGGAUUGAAAUCAUCAGCUGAAUUUGCAUCAGAUGGGCCACUGAAUGGCCCCCAAAUUUUUACAACACCAUCCUGUGCUGGAUUACAACCAACACUCUGUCAUGUUACCACUUCCUCACAUUCAUCUGACUCUUUCAAUAGACAGAGAAUAGCCAAAUCACUGACAUGUGUAUGCCUAUAUUUGCUUAGUUUCUACAUACCUUAAUUACUUUCUAAAAAGAAGUGGAAUCUAGUUUGCAAAAAUAUUUCAGAAUUAGAGAUGUAAUAAGUUAACACUUGCUCAUUAACGUUCUUUGAAAUGUGUAAGAUGCUUGUAUCUCUCCUUUGGAGAGAUUAGGUGCACUCUGAAUAUGGGCAUAACUGCAGUCAUAGUACUACAUAUAAAAAUGAAUCCAAUUUUAAUUGCUAAUUAACUUACAACUUUGAAAGUUAGAUGCACACACCCAGCUCUCAACGUUGCACUUCUUCAGCUGCAUAUUUGAACACAUAUGCUGUUUGCAAGUCAAAACCCAUAUGUAUAGUACAUUAGUUUGACUUUGAACUCAGCUUCACUUCUGCCAUGGAAAAAAUCUGUCAAUUUGAGUGAAUCAACAGAAGCCAACAUCUCUGGGUAGGGGUAGUUUUUGAAUGGAUUUAUCUAAACAUGAGUCUGUUUGGAGGUAUACAUUAAAAUUCAAAGGGAAAUCUCUUAUGGAUGAUAAUAACUUAUCUAACAUGAUUUUAAUUGGUAUUCCUUGACAUCAUAGGACAAUAAAAUAAAUGAAUUAAACCCUACCUCCAGGACUAAAACAACAGCAUCAACAAUUCUGAGGUUGUGAUAAGUCUUGGGAGUGAUGAAAAUGUAUUGUCUGUUUGGUAGCUACACAAUGCAUAUUCCUGGGAUUGCCUGUGGCCAUUUUGUCAAUAUGACUCAUCUCUGAUUGUAUCAUGGAUAUUUUGACUAUUUGGGGGUAUCAGUUACUUCUGUGAACUCAGUAGAACGCUGUAAAUCAACAGAUGCGUCAACUCCAAGUUAUGCUAAGAAUUAUUAAGCCCUGUUUGAAUAGCUUUGGAUACAAGUAGUCAAUGUGCUUUGAAUGUUAGCAAGUGUGAAUGAAAAAUAAAACCCAUGGCUUAGUUCUA